UGGGUUGAUAUUUUGGUCUCGAAGAAAUUCGAGAUGAGUGUUACGAGCGUGUGAAGUUCGGUUGAGGAAGAAUCGACGAGCUGAGGCCUUGACUUUGGGCGCGGUCCCCACGACUAUAAAGCCGGCUGGCAGACGCUGUCCUGCACAAACUCGACAGUCGACAGUCGUAGAUCAGUCUUCACCGAGCUCAGUUACAACAACUUUGCCAUCCGACAUGAAGGUAAUCGUGGCAGUGUGUCUGAUGGUGUCGGUGGCUUCGGCCGCAGUGCUGGUUCGCACACCCAGUCUGGACAGCGCUGUCAUCCAGUCGGACCGUCUGGGCGGCAACUUCGCCUACAGCCACGUGGAGGCCCCAGCCUAUGCGGCCGUCAGCCCCGUCAUCUCACACGUGCCCACUCCCGUCGCUGUCUCCUACAACCAUGUACCUAUUCAGGUACCAGUCGUAGCUCCUGCCGCUCUGCCGGCCUACUAUGCUCCGUCAGCGCCCGUAUUUGCUGCCCCAGCUAUCAUCCCAGGCAGCCCACUCCUGCCCCUUCCUGCCGCCCCUGUUCCAGCCGCCCCCACUGCCCCAGAAGCCGCCCCUGCCCCAGCCCCCGCUCCCGCAGCUGAGGAGGCAGCACCCAGCUCCGAUGAGUCUGAAUCGGUCUCUGUAGAAGCCGCUGCCUAAGCAACCUCCCACCCCCCACCCACACUCUCAAUGUUCCUCAUCUUGCUCACCAAUAAAACUUAAUUUCAUACAAAAA
Messenger RNA from Nilaparvata lugens (brown planthopper), 743 nucleotides. RefSeq names its product predicted GPI-anchored protein 58. NCBI's taxonomy places the organism in Eukaryota, Metazoa, Arthropoda, Insecta, Hemiptera, Delphacidae. The transcript has 3 exons. Bases 215 to 667 code for a protein of 150 amino acids. The record is from RefSeq and is a predicted model, not a curated record.